UAUAUAUAUAUAUACAGUUUAUAUAUUGCGUAUAUAUAGCCGUAAAUACACUCACACUCGCACACAUACACACAUAAAUACAUGCCACACGCUCAAACCAUAAGCCUAUUUAUUUGUAAGUCUUACAGAAACGACAGAAAAUCCCUCGAUCAAUGACAUUCAUUUUCUCCCACGCGCCGAUCUCAUUUAUUUCCUAUGGCUCUUUAAUUUGUUACCAAGAAAUACGCUUAUUAGAAAAAAAAUAUGAAAUUUCAAAAUAGCACAGUCUAAUAAAAAAAGUAAGGAAAGGGUAAUCAGGCACGUCACUCUUUGUUUUGAGAAUGACAGAAGAAAAAUGUAAAAUAAAUAUUUAGGCCUAAAAUUGAUUACCAUUCUUUUGAAGCUCGGUGGUGGCGUUUACAUUUGAAAAAAGAUAUCGUCGUAAUUAAUAAUAUCCCAUUUAAGAUUUUGAUUGCUUUUGAAAAAUCUUAUUGGUAGAACUGUAAUCAAUACUUGUCUCUAUUUACUAGCUUUAUAAUAAAUAUAAUGGAAGCAGAUGCUCUCUAAGAGCUGUAGAGAAAAAACCCACCAGUAAAUCCUCACUUGUAACUAAGAGAUUAGACGCCUGUUAUUCUUUUUUCCUUUUACAGUAUCUACGUCUAAAUUGAUGUUAUUUGACAGCUCUCUCGAGGGAAGAUUCCCUGGAAGAUCGCACGAAGGAUGACAUGCUAGUUCUUCAAUUAAAUGGUUCUCCUAAUAGGCACAAUUCCAGGCUUUUGAAGAUGGGUAAUGCUAACAGUGUUGAUGCCCCAUCUCCCGAUGAUCAACAAAUGACAGCCGUCAGACGGCAUCACUCCGCCGGCGAUAUGCUCCAAGCUCAGAAGGAGGAGGUUUUAUUAAGAAGACGAACGAGGUCAAGUCGUCGAUCGAGACCUAGAUCAGAGGGUUGGUCUAGUUAUGGGAAUGGAAAUGCCUACGAAAAACUUGAGCGCCUUGGUGAAGGCUCCUACGCUACUGUUUACUCUGGUAUUAGUAAAGUUACUGGUCAGCAGGUAGCUUUAAAAGAAGUUAAGCUGCAAGCCGAAGAAGGAGCACCGUUUACUGCUAUAAGAGAAGCCUCUCUUUUAAAGGCCCUUAAGCACGCAAAUAUCGUUACUCUACACGAUAUAGUGCUAACUAAACAUUCUCUGACCUUCGUUUUUGAACGACUGCACACUGAUUUAUCCCUGUAUUUGGAAAAUAGAGCUCCAACGGGCAUGAACAUUUACAACAUUCGAUUAAUGUUCUUUCAACUACUUAGAGCACUGUCUCAUUGUCAUCAAAGGAGAAUUUUGCAUCGGGACCUAAAACCUCAUAAUGUCCUCCUAUCUGAAGCCGGUGAAGUUAAACUUUGCGAUUUUGGCCUCGCUCGAGCGACGAGUGUACCUAGUCAUACCUUCUCUCACGAAGUAGUAACUCUUUGGUACAGGCCCCCCGACGUCCUCCUGGGCGAUACCAAAUAUACUGCGGCCUUAGAUGUGUGGGGGGCUGGCUGUAUAUUGACUGAAAUGACUAGCGGAAGACCAACUUUUCCUGGGGCAAGAGACGCUAACGACCAAUUGCAUAGUAUCUGGGGAGCCUUAGGGGUACCAGAUGAAACAAGUUGGCCAGGAGUCACCUCGCUCCCUCUUUGGCCAAAGAAACCUCCAAAGUUGCCUCCUACCGUAGGCUUAGCGGCCCAUGUUAGAGGUAUGGUGAAGGCACGACAUUUGCUGUCGUUAGCCGAACAGUGCCUUCAGCAGAAUCCGUCAAAGAGAUUGUCGUCACUUAAAGCUUUGACCCAUCCUUUCUUUGACGCCUUACCUCCCGGUGUUAAGGCCCUUCCAGAAACCGCUUCGGUUUUAUCAGUAAGGGGAGUUUGCUUGCAAGCGGAGAGAAAUGAUUUGGGCUCUCUGCAAACUCACGUCAGUCAUGUCUGAUUUAUACAAAUCGAGCUUUUUGCCCCUUUUCACGCAUUUAUAUAAAAAUGUAUAAGUAUAAAUAUUGCAUAUACUUAUAUUUCUAUUGUCAUUUGUUUAUAAUUAUAUCUCAAUGCACUAGUCGAACGUUUUACUUUCCUUCAGUUACUUAGUCAAUGAUUUUAUGUUUGGUGUAAGGCGUUGCAUUAGAUCGAGACGAAUACAUUAUGGUUUAAAGAAUGUUUGUGGUUUGAACCUAUCACCGAA
Dimorphilus gyrociliatus is the source of this 2183-nucleotide messenger RNA. The record is from the annotation of a GenBank genome assembly. NCBI's taxonomy places the organism in Eukaryota, Metazoa, Annelida, Polychaeta, Dinophilidae.